Molecule: messenger RNA, 687 nt
Organism: Metarhizium brunneum ARSEF 3297
Lineage: Eukaryota; Fungi; Ascomycota; Sordariomycetes; Hypocreales; Clavicipitaceae
Gene: PDX3
Product: Pyridoxamine 5'-phosphate oxidase
Cellular component (GO): cytoplasm; nucleus
Source: RefSeq, a predicted model, not a curated record
AUGGACAAAAUUCCACUCAACUACGAAGCCUCCGAAGGCGACACUCACAAGCAAACCACCAACUCGCUACCCCCAGAAGUAGUGCAAUGCCUGGAAAAUGCUCGUUUCCUCCAUCUGGCAACAUGCACAGAUAACGUGCCUCAUGUCUCGCUCAUGAACUACACAUACCUCCCCUCGUCGCCGUACUCCUCCGUGCCCGUCAUCAUCAUGACCACCAACCCAGCCUCGCGCAAGACGACCAACAUCAUCGCCAACCCCAGCGUCUCUCUCCUCGUCCAUGACUGGGUUUCCCACCGGCCACCUACCCAGGGCCGCCGCAUGUCUGGCGGUUCUCCAGGCCCCGAACACCGCUCCAGCCUCGCCUCCCUUCUCCUCAACCUCAACUCCUCGGCCAUGUCCAGCAUCAGCGCUACCAUAGGAGGAGCCGCCCGCCUGGCCCCGUCCGGCUCAGACGAGGAGAAGUAUUUUACGGAACAGCAUCUCGCCAACAAUACCUUUGAGGAAGGUGAGAGCAUUUUCCGGCAGGACAGCAACACUGGUGCCGAUGACCGUGGAAGUCACUUUGUGGCCGGGGAGGAGGUACGGGUCAUCAUUGUUGAUAUCAAGGACGUCAGAAUCAGUGACUGGAAGGGUACGGUCCGGGACUGGGCUUUGGUAUCAGAUGCGUCUUUGGUCAACGGGGCCUAA